Serendipita indica DSM 11827 is the source of this 1059-nucleotide messenger RNA. The record is from the annotation of a GenBank genome assembly. NCBI's taxonomy places the organism in Eukaryota, Fungi, Basidiomycota, Agaricomycetes, Sebacinales, Serendipitaceae.
AUGAGCACAAACGCCAUUCCCGCGUCUGCAUCCUCAUCCUCGGCGUGCACAUCUCUAGAUCAGCCAGGACAGUAUAAUAAACCGCUCCAGAUUACUGCAGUAAUUGUCAUUUUCGCCGUCUCGUCGUCGGCCGCACUUCUCCCUGUCUUUGCCACCCGGUUUCCACGCCUAAGCAUUCCUCAACGCAUCCUUUUCCUCCUCAAGCACUUUGGAACAGGUGUUCUCAUUGCUACCUCGUUCUGCCAUCUAUUACCCACUGCAUUUGGAUCGUUGUUAAGCCCUUGCCUGGAUCCCAACUCUGUUUGGGGUCGCUACCCCGCAAUGCCCGGUGCAAUCUCUAUGCUUGGACUCUUUCUCGUCGUCACCGUGCAGUUAGUCUUUGCAGAAAUCCAUGGGCCCGAGAAUUUCCAUCAUCAUCGCUCCGAAAUAGUCGACGGCCCGCCACGGAACUCCGAAAAGGAACCAAAGCAAAAGCAGGACAAGGUCCAUGUGUAUACUACAAAGGAUACUGCUAAAGAAAAAGGUGACUUUUUACGAGUCGCCUUGCUCGAGAUGGGUAUUCUCUUUCACAGCGUGUUCAUCGGAAUGGCCUUAAGUGUAUCAAAGGGAUCAGGCUUCGUUGUUCUUUUUAUUGCUAUCGUAUUCCAUCAAACGUUUGAGGGUUUGUCUCUUGGGACAAGGAUUGCAUUACUUCGCUUCGAGCCACGAGAGAAUCUAGGGAAAUGGUCCAUCCCUCCUCCAGUCAGACCUUACAUCAUGGGUGCUCUCUAUGGCAUCACCACACCUGUCGGUCAAGCCAUCGGCUUGAUCCUGCUCUAUUCCCCAGGCAGCUCAUAUGAUCCUGGAUCCAGUACUGCCCUCGUUCUUGUCGGCGUCAUGAACGCAAUUUCUGCCGGCUUGCUGCUGUGGGCAUCCCUCGUCGAGCUCUUGGCGGCCGAUUUUCUAGGAGAAGGACGCAAUAGUGGACUAAUGGGCCAGUCUCUGCGACACAGGGUUUCUGCUGCCAUUGCUGUGCUCGCUGGAGCAGGGGGCAUGGCACUGGUAGGUGCAUGGGCAUGA